AUGAAGCCGGAAACAGAUUACUAUAUCGGCAUCGAUGUCGGCACUGGCAGUGCCCGUGCCUGCGUCAUCGAUGAAACCGGCGACAUUGUCGGGCUGGCCUCAGAGAAUAUCAGUCUGUGGCAAUCUCCAGAAGGACACUAUGAGCAAUCAACCUCUGACAUCUGGCGCUGCAUCUGCGCAGCUGUCCGGCGUGCCCUCAGGGAAAGGAACAUCCCGUCAUCAAUGAUCCGGGGAAUCGGGUUCGAUGCAACCUGUUCCCUGGCAGUCUUCUCUACUGAUACUGACGGCCCGGUGUCUGUAACUGCUUCCACAUUUGACAGUGACCGGAAUGUGAUCUUAUGGCUGGAUCACCGGGCAGUCAAGGAAACAGAGAAGAUCAAUGCAACGGGCCACAAGGUCCUGCAGUACGUUGGGGGCAAGAUGUCUGUUGAGAUGGAGAUACCGAAAAUUGUCUGGUUGAAAAACAACAUGCCGGCUGCUAUCUUCGCGAAAUGCAAGUUCUACGAUCUGGUAGACGCGCUGACGCAUCUGGCAACCGGCGGUGAAACCCGCAGUCUAUGCAGUCUUGUUUGCAAGCAGGGAUACUUGCCAAAUGGAAUUGAAGGUUCCGAGCCAGGAUGGCAGAAGGACUUUCUCCAUGAGAUUGGACUCCAGGAUUUCUGCGACGAAGAUUUCCGCAGGCUUGGCGGAAUCCACGGAGAGAACGGUCGCCAUCUUCAUGCUGGUGAACCCGUGGGGAACCUGUCCGAGAAGGCCGCUGCUGAGCUGGGCUUGCCUGCAGGUAUCCCCAUCGGCAGCGGCGUGAUUGAUGCUUACGCCGGAUGGAUUGGAACAGUCGGUUCCAAGAUCGAAGGGAAUCCGCUGGCGGCUUCGACGGACGUACGUGAAGCCUUCUUUACUCGUCUAGCUGCAGUGGCCGGUACCUCAACAUGCCAUCUUGUAAUGUCCCCGAAUCCGGUGUUUGUGCCUGGAGUCUGGGGUCCUUACCGGGAUACAAUCCUGGCCGGCUGCUGGAUGGCAGAGGGAGGGCAGUCUGCAACCGGCCAGCUGCUCCAGCACAUCCUGGAUAACCAUCCGGCGUUCAAGCAGGCAGAGAAACUCGCCGGCCUGCAUAAUAAGAACAUCUUUACGUUCCUCAAUGACCGGUUGAAAGACAUGGCGAAAGAACAGAAAGCCCCAUGUAUCCCAUACAUCGCACGCCAUUUAUUCUUCUACGGCGACUUCUUCGGCAACCGCUCUCCCCUGGCUGAUCCUAGCAUGACAGGUUCAAUUAUCGGUCUCACCAGCGAUGUGUCAGUCAAUAACUUGGCUCUGCUGUACUACGGCACACUGGAGUUCAUUGCCCUACAAACCCGGCAGAUAGUUGAAGCCAUGAACCAGUCCGGCCACAGGAUCACUUCCAUCUUCAUGUCCGGGUCUCAGUGCCAGAAUGAUAUCUUGGUCGGCCUGAUUGCCUCCGUCUGCGAUAUGCCCGUCGUGGUGCCUUGCUACAUCACCGCAGCCGUGUGCCAUGGAGCGGCGAUGCUGGGUGCCAAAGCGGCGAGUGUGGACGCGGCAGGGAAGACAGCAGACCUGGUGGACAUCAUGGACAGAAUGAGUAAGCCAGGACGACUUUUCUAUCCGACCAAGGACUCUCGUGAGAGGACUCUUCUCGCCACCAAGUACCGUGUUUUCCUCGAUCAGUGCAGCCGACAGCGCGAGUACCGGACAGUAGUCGAUACAGUUCUGUCAUCUCUUUCUAACGGUGAUUAG
Molecule: messenger RNA, 1752 nt
Organism: Monascus purpureus
Lineage: Eukaryota; Fungi; Ascomycota; Eurotiomycetes; Eurotiales; Aspergillaceae
Source: the annotation of a GenBank genome assembly